AUGUCCUUUAGUAGUCUACUUUCUUCACCAAAGAAAUUGCUUAAUAAAUCAAAAGGUGCUUCUUCUGAAAAGAAGUUUGCAACCAACAACCAGAACCAGGAGGAGCAACAACAACAGCCAUUGUAUAACCCCAAGCCUCGUGAUACACAACAACAAGGUUCUACAACAACAGCCACCUCAUGUUCCGCACCUUCCGCACAAUAUAAUGGCAAUAUUGUGUCACCGCAGUACAUUACACCGAAAUCUCCAGUAUCGAACAGAGCCCCACCACCACAAAUUGAUACUACUGGUACUACAUAUACACAACCAUCACCAGCUGCAUUACCACGUAUAAGAUCUCCUUUAUCACAACUGGCAAAUUUCGGUGAUUUCACUCAAGAACUGCAGCAGCAACAGUCACAACCGAACUACCAAUACGGCAAUCCUGCACAACAACAAAAACCUGUACAACCGAUUUUUGCCUUGGCAAAUAGCGACAAUAGCAGUUCUAGUGCCGAUUCUGCAUCAACGCAAAAUAAAUUGUUGCCGUCUAAAAUGAAUGGGUCCAACACUAAUGCUGAAUCAACUGAAGUUUCAUCAAUAUACGACCAAUAUUCAUUAAACUCACCCACUUAUUCACAGUUUCCUAAUCAAACAUCACCACGAGUGCGUCACCUGUCGAAAUUAUCGGAUGCGUUUUCAGACACAACCAUUAAUCUGCCCAGACGCACUUUGUCGGAAAAAGCCCGCAAAACUCCAUCGUCAUUUGUACGUCAAUCGCGACUUUUUUCAAAUGAUUUAUCCGACAUUGAUUCACACCUGUUGAAUUCAAUAACUGGCCAAUCGUUGUUAUUACAGAAUAAACUGCAAACGGAAAACUUGUCCCCCGAGUUUCGUCCAAUUGUUAAUUUGCUCAAUGCACAAAGAUUGAGAACUUAUUGUAUUGGUUCAUUUCAAGUACCAGUACGUAUGGAUAAUGAACAAGCUUGGUUUGAAGUUGAUGCUAAAUUGACUGGUAAUGAGUUGGCCAUUUGGAGACCACUGGAUGAUGAGUAUACAAUGGAGGAUGGGAAUGAUGAGUUUAGACCAAAGUAUAUCAAUUUGAUUGAUUUUAGAGUGGAAUUUCUCGGUGAUUUACAACUUCGUAUAUCGCAGGAUUAUCGUGAGGAUUCAAGUGUUUUGAUUCGGUUCCAUAAUGAACUUGACUUCAACAAAUGGAUUAGUGCAAUUUCGUUGUCCAAGUUUGAAUACACUAAAUUAAAUGAAGCAUUUACUGCUGUGUUGUUGAGUUCCAGAGGGUCGAAGUUGCUGGAUAUCCAUGUAUUGCUCACUCAUAAAAAGAGAUUUGUUGAGUAUGAAUGGUGUAAUAUUAGAUUGCCAGAGAUUUCCACUAAAUGGAUCAAAGUUUACAUGGUUAUUUUACCAAGUGAUAAGCACCAUUUAGGCAGGAUUGAAAUUUAUCCACUGGAUAAAAAGAUGCAAAAGAAGCAUCUCAUUGCUUAUAUCAGUGACUUGACAAGUUUGUUCAAUGUGUACCCAGAACAAUCCAACUUGAUUGAUUUCAAUUCAAUCAUGAGUGCAUCGGGUCUGAUUCAUGUAAACAAGCUGUAUGAGUAUUUGUUUCCAUACAAUAAUCAUGAGGAUAAACAACUGUCACCUAGGAAACUCAUUGCAAAGAAUUAUGCAUCAAUGUCACGUUCAGGAUCCAACAAGUCCCUUUCAUCUUUAGCUGAUAAUGGCAACAACGCUACCACCAAUGCUAACAACUUACAAGUUCCAUCGACUCCUAAACUCAAUGGUGGAGAUUCUCGCUCAAGAUCAGAUUCACUAAACUCGACAAAUUCAUUUUUUGCCAAUUCACCAACCACUGCUACCCCAUUAACCAGAGAUCGAUCAAUAUCAAAUGCAUCCAAUUCAGAAAAGACAAAGAGGUUUAAACCCAAGAGUAAAACCACCACUGAAUUUGAUUUAAACAGAACCAAUUCAACCUUUUUCAAGAAACAUGCCGAGGAUUUUGCUUCUACAAACACGAUGUAUAUAAUGCCAAUACCUCAUCCUGGUGUCAAUGCAGUUGAAACAAUGGUGCGCAAUUUCAUUCCCAUUAUUGAUUCGUUUAAAUUGUAUGGUCGUCCACGCCAUUUGGCUAGUGAAAAGACUAAUCCUGAUUCAAUGUUGUUUGGAUUGCCUUCAUUACCUCAUUAUCAAUACUUGUCUACACGUGAUGCCCAAGAUGCAUUUGCUGAGUAUUUCCGUUUAAACAUGAACCAAUUUGAAAUGGAGGAUAUUUUGCGGGACAAGAUUCUUGCAUUGAUGGAAAAUCGUCGUCAUCAUCAUGGUAAAGCAUAUAGAGGACAUGGAGAUGUGAGGAAAUUGUAUGAAGGAUUGGAUGUCAAUUUUGAUGAACUUACUUCUCCUGUUUUAAGUGGGGUUGAAAGUAUCAAUGGUGGUGGAGGGGCUGAUGGUGAUGAUAAUUUGCUGUUGAACUUGGGCGACCCAAUCAAUUUAGGAUCACCAAGAAUAACAAGUCCAUUGAGUGUUUGA
Messenger RNA from Lodderomyces parapsilosis, 2520 nucleotides. RefSeq lists its product as uncharacterized. The record is from RefSeq and is a predicted model, not a curated record. The transcript has a single exon. Bases 1 to 2520 code for a protein of 839 amino acids. NCBI's taxonomy places the organism in Eukaryota, Fungi, Ascomycota, Pichiomycetes, Serinales, Debaryomycetaceae.